AUGAGCUCCUUGAUAUGGAGUGGAAAUUUUUGGCUGCCCCCAAAUAUAACUUGGGACGUAAUCGAAAAAGUCAAUUCAGUUGGUGUUGCACCAACAUUAGGAAAAUCCACAGAUUGUUUGUAUGUAGUGGCAUUUCUUACGGCUAUUCGUCAUUACCUGAAACAGUUUGUGUUUAUUCCGCAUGGUUUAUCAAUGGGUUUACAAAUUCCCAAACCUAUCAGUGUACCCAAUAUACCAAUUUUGGAGGAAAUAUUCGUCAAAGAAAAGAAACCAUCCAACUCACGCAUAAAGGAACUUUCAAUCUCCCUAGAUUUAAGUGAACGCAUGAUUGAAGUAUGGUUCAGAAAGAGGCGAAAUCGUGAGAAGUCUCCAGUUAUCGUAAAGUUUGUGGAAUCUGAAUGGAAACUGAGUUACUACACUACGAUGUUUUUUUAUGGAUUAAUUUCAUUAUACCAAAAGCCGUACUUGUGGGAUGUAAAAGAGGCCAUGGCUAAUUACCCGUACUAUGUAAUGCCUCCAGAAAUUCAUUGGUAUUAUAUGAUACAUCUUGGAUACUAUACAGCUUCUUUAUUGUGGAUAUUCUAUGAAGUCAAACGAUCAGAUUUCAAAGUUCUUCUUGGACAUCAUAUUGCGACUGUAUCAUUACUAGCCUUUUCAUAUAUUACUAAUCAUCAUCGAAUUGGUUCACUUAUUCUUUUACUGCAUGAUAUUGCAGAUUGUUGGAUGGAGGCAGCUAAAAUAUGCAAAUAUGUUAAAAAGCAUACAGCUUCAGAGGUAUUAUUCAUUAUUUUUGUAAUCAUUUGGAUUCUGACAAGAUUAACUUACUUUCCAUUCUGGGUGUUAUGGGCAGUCCAUAAAUUUGGCACUCUUAUACGUGGUGCAUAUCCAGCCCAUUGUAUUAUGGUUGGAUUUCUUUUGGUUCUACAAGCUUUACACAUAUAUUGGUUUUACUUAAUUGUCAAGAUUGCAGUGCAGUUGAAAUCACAGGGAUGUAAUGCUAAAGAUUGCCGUAGUGAAAGUGAACUCUCGGAUACAUCAGAUCAACAGAUAAAUUUUGAUAAAUUUCAAGAAAAGAAUCAUAUUAAAAAUUGUAAUCAUAUCGAUUAUACUUUAUCAGGGAAAAUUACUACUGAAGUUGAUAACAGUGAAUUGAAUCAUAUACUACAUCAGCGUUUCAGUAAUCAUAAUUUAUCAAAUAAUGGAUUAAAAUGA
Molecule: messenger RNA, 1212 nt
Organism: Heterobilharzia americana
Lineage: Eukaryota; Metazoa; Platyhelminthes; Trematoda; Strigeidida; Schistosomatidae
Source: the annotation of a GenBank genome assembly